CACGUAAGGAUACAUCAUUCGCGUGCAUGUUUUGUGACCGUUGUGUGAGAUAUAAGAACUCUUUUUACUCGCGCCUAAAUCGCAGCAGGCAAAAUGCAACUAAUCCUUCUCAUAUUUUCUACGAUUCUACCGUUCGUAACAUGGACACUUGAGAUACAUCCUAGGUAUAAUGAAAUAAUACAGAACGAUGAGAACAGUUCUCAAAAAGAUCUUCAAAUCAAUCAGACAAAAGCCAUAGAAAUGUAUUCUAUGGCCUUGAUGAGUUCGUUCUGGUUCUUUGAAGCACAGCGUUCUGGUAAGAUGCCGUUAAACAACAGGAUUCCAUGGCGAGGCGAUUCCAUGUUGCACGAUCACGGCUAUCUCGGAGAAAAUCUAAGCGGAGGAUAUUACAAUUCCGGACUCACGUAUGUUAAAUAUGUUUUCCCAACGGCUUUCACGACGACGAUGUUGGCAUGGGGUCUGCUCACCUGGACGGAGGCUUAUAGAAACGCGGGCCAAUUAGAAAUAGUUCGUGAAAAUAUUAAGUGGGCUAGUGAUUAUUUUAUAAAAUGUCAUCCACAAGAGGAAUUAUUUUAUGUACAAGUAGGUGAUGAAAUGUUUGAACGUAGAGUUUACGGAAGAUUGGAACAGAUGAUAUACAAGAGGCCAGCGUACGCGGCUAAUUCUACCAAUCCCGCAACUGAUAUUCUCGGUGAGGUAGUAGCCGCAUUGGCAGCCACGAGCCUUGUGUUUAAAACCAUUUUUGACGACACGCGGUACAGCGAUACGUGUCUCACUCAUGCCAAACAAUUGUAUAAACUCGCAUUGAAGUACAAAGGCUCUCAUUACGAUUGGAUGCCUAAUAUUUACGGUUACGAAAUAAAUAGUUAUAGCUAUCACGACGAUCUGGCAUGGAGUGGUCUGUGGCUCAGCAGAGCAACUACGGACUCCAAUUAUUUUCAUGAUGCUCAGCACUAUUACGAGGAAUACAAUCUUGCGACUAACAAUACAAUAUUCAACUAUUACAACAAAGUACCCGGUAUUGAGGUGCUGUUCAACCAGAUAAUAUCGUAUCCAAAAUCCCCACAUACGAAAGCUGUCCAUAGAUAUCUCGAUACAUUGAUAAAUAAUGUGACGCGCACGAAAAAAGGACUCGCGUUCUUCUCUGACGAUGAUACUCUUUCUCUCGCAGCCAAUGCAGCCUUUCUCUGCUUGAUAGCGUUAUCGUCUAACAACAAGAUGAAUUUAUCGCACAAAUAUUACGAUUUUGCCAAAGAACAAAUCGAUUAUAUACUAGGCAUGAAAACAGAAAGAGAUUACGUGGUUGGACUUACCAGUAAGUCGCCAACUCAAAUACCUCACAAGGCGUCUUCGUGUCCAAAAUGGCCAGCUAAUUGUGGACACACAAAAAUGAUGAGUAAUGAACCGAAUCAUGAGAUUCUUUACGGUGCUUUGGUCAAUGGGCCGGAUGUGCAUGACCAUUUCGUUGAUAUUCGAUUCAACAAAACGGAUAAAGCGUACACGAAGAUUCGUAUAGACUACAACGCGGGAUUUACUGGCGCGCUCGCUGGAUUAUUACAAUUAGAUGUCACAUGGAACAGGGAUAUUUCGUCUACCUCGUCUACGCAGAGGAUAUCUAAUCGCACAUUGGAUUAUAACUCUAUUAUGUGGAAAAGGAUAAUGAGAACAUAAGAUGAUAAUGACACAAGAUGGUUUUAAUGUAAAAAAAUUUACGUUUUUAAGUAAAGAUUGCUUCAAUUUUAGCGCGACAGAUUCUCUUUAUAUAAUCACAGACCGUGUGUGACGGAAAAAAAGACACUGAAUUAUUAAAGCGCUCGGAUGUUUUUAUUUUUUUUUUUUUACGAGAACGAUACAAAUUGCUAUGCGAGUCUCUCAUUUCUGUAAAUGUUCUACCGAUGUGAUCCAUAAAAUGGGAGUUUAUAUCUGACAAUGAGUAACACAUUUUGUUUUUAGAUGUAACGUAUUUUAUAUAGAAAAUUAUAUGUGAUAUUAAAAUGC
Molecule: messenger RNA, 1998 nt
Organism: Pseudomyrmex gracilis
Lineage: Eukaryota; Metazoa; Arthropoda; Insecta; Hymenoptera; Formicidae
Product: endoglucanase E-4-like
Exons: 6
Coding region: 94-1671 (525 amino acids)
Biological process (GO): carbohydrate metabolic process
Molecular function (GO): hydrolase activity, hydrolyzing O-glycosyl compounds
Source: RefSeq, a predicted model, not a curated record